AUGUCCACAUUCAGGGUAUUUGGAGGGACUUAUACAGAGAAAGUUGCAGAUCUGACCAUGUGUGAAGUGGGACGUAGCUCUGUCAUCACCUCUGACAUACGAGAUGCAGCUGCUCGUCUUCCAAAUGGAGAAGGGACACGUGCAGAGAUCUGCGAGCUGCUGAAAGACUCCCAGUUUCUUGCUCCUGAGGUCACCAGUGCUCAGAUUAACACUGUUGUGAGUGGGGCUCUGGACAGACUACACUAUGAGAAAGAUCCAUGUGUGAAGUACGAUAUUGGGCGCAAGUUGUGGAUCUAUUUGCACCGGAAUCGGACUGAGGAGGAGUUUGUGACCACUUGUAUGUGCUUCAGAGUCUUGGGCAGCCUGCAGGAGGCAUCUCAAAGCACUGGAGAGGUACCACCAGCAGAAACUUCACAAAAUCCUUCAAAUCCCGUUCCUGAUAUCUUCUUUGAGGUGGUGAGUCGCAGCACCUGGGAUGAAGUUCUGUCUCAGUCCCAGAGGGAUCACUUGAGGAAAUUUCUUCCACAGUUUACUGAGAAAAACCUGGAGCAACAGGAUGACAUCGUUACAGGGCUCUUCAACGGAGAUCGCUUCCGCUUUGGGAAUCCUCUAUACAUUGCUCAGAAGCUCUUCCGAGAUGGCUACUUUAACCCAGAGGUGGUCAAGUACAGAAAGCUGUGUAUGAAGUCACAGUAUAAGCGGUACCUGUACUCCCAACAGCAAUACUUCCACAAACUGCUGAAACAGAUCCUUGUCUCCAGAAAGGAGUUGCUCGAGCUGGCAAGAAAGAGUGGCCCUGACAUGACCCUGAAAAGGAAAUACCAGGCAAUUUCGAGUCAAAAGGAAGAGGAGAAGCGAGCACAGAAUCGAUACGAAAAGAUUCUGCGAGAGGUCAAAGAGGAAUGUAAGGAUAACAGCACCUCAUCUGAUGAGGAAGAGAUGUGUUCCUGGCUUCCAGGUUCUCCAACCCACCCCAUGAGUCCCAGUGUGGCGCUACGAGUUGUACCCACCCUUUCCACGCAGGACAUGAAGACAGUCAGUAAACCUGAACUGGGAGAUGAUGAUUUGAAGAUAAUGCUGAGGAAACAUGUUGAGAAGCGAAGACUACAACCGGACCAUCCAGAUCUUGCAACCGGUGACGUAACUUUCAAUGAUAUCGUCACUCGCAUGAAUGCUGGCCGAAGGGGCUCACUGGCAGCCUUAUUAGAUCUUACAUUCCCAAAGAAACGAGUGAAAGAUAAAGAGGAGAGGAAGAAAAAGAAACUCAAAGUGAUAAAAACGGAACCAGAGGAUUUGGCUGAGUCGUCAGGAGCUGAGGGAGGUACUGCAACAGCUCCUGAACAGCAGAUUGUCAACAGACCAGUCUCUGCUCCUGAACAGACUCUAGAUGCGACGAAGCUGACAGCAGUUCCUGGGAUCACAGGCAGUUUCUUUGGUUUGCUGCAGGAGAUUUUACUGGCAGAGGGAGAGGCAAGUUUGUCUGGGAUUGAGGAGAAAGUGCUUGAGUGGCAGAUCUCAGCCCCCAGUACUCUAAACUCUUGGUUCUCAGAUGCUUCCAACUGGUCAGAACUGGUUCAUUCUGCUCUCCGCUUCCUUUCUGGCGAAGGUGGAACGUCAGCACUUCCUUCCAACUUUGAGCCAUACGUGAACUGCACAGAGCGAGGCCAGCAGUGGAAGUGGAUAGGUUCUGGGCGGGACUCUGAGAAGGAAAUGACCUCGUUGUGUCAGCUGUGGUUCGAGGUCAAGGAUCAGAUAUUUCCCAAGGAAUCUGAGGAACUUCCAGACAUCAUACCCCCAACGCCGAGGGUGAGAACGGAUUAUGUGGUGAGACCCAGCACUGGAGAUGAAAAGCGUGUCUUCCAAGAGCAGGAGCACCUUCACUCUAAAGGGAACAAGAGCUGUGGGAACUGGCUUUUGUACGGAAAGGUGUGUGGGGAGGAAACCAACUCUAAUAUAGGAAAUGAACGGAUUCACCAGGCCCAGGCUGCAGCAGCUAAAGCGAAGAAGGCGUUGCAACAGAAACCGAAGCUGACAACCAAGAUUAAGACUUCUGGUAAGGAGAGUGCAACAAAGCUCCCAUUCUCUGAGCAGUCUCUGGCAUCCCAGGUGUUGGCAGAUUCCAGCUUACCUGUAACGCCUGUAACCCCUGUAACUCCAACAUUACCAGUUACUCCCACAUCACCACCGAUAUCGACUGAUGGCAACAAAGUACCAACAACUAGUGCACCAGAACUGGUUAAAUCUGGUCAAAGUGUUUUGUUAGUGUCCUCACCUACGAUGCCUCAGCUUGGGAACCUUUUAUCUGGAACACAGCCAGCGCAAUACACUGGGCCACAGACACAGGCUCGGAUCCUGUCUCAGUCUGUUGCUGCUCCUCUGCCCCAGGUCCGGGUAGUUUCUGCUCAACAAGGUUUAACUUCCACUUCACAUCAAACCUCUGUUGUACAACAAGUCCAACAACAUCAACAUCAGAUGCGGCUCCCAGCGGUCACUGCAGCAGCUCACACUAAGGUACUGCCUCAGUCUAUUCUGACGGUGCCAGUAAAGGCUCAGUCUGGUGCCAGUACUGUCCACAUCCAGCAGGGCUCUGCAAAAACCAAUCUGACGAUGGCUGGAAUCAGCGCUGCUUCCAAAACUGUGUCCAGCACAUUGAACAGCACCACAUCCAGCUCUGCCAGCAUCAUCAUACAGAGUGUAGCUGGACAAAGCAUCAUGAGGCAGGUUGCUAUUGCAGGCCAACUUGGGGUGAAGACACAGUCCAGUACUGGGAUCCCACUUACAGCAACAAACAUCCGGACCAAGGGCAAAGAUGUUCUGCGAUUGGCACCUUCCUCCAUCACCACUGACUCCAAGGGCCAGACUGUGCUUCGCAUCACACAGGACAUGAUGGCCACACUGACCAAAGCACCAGUUACUACAGUGAAACUCACCCCAGACUUGCUGGGUGGUAAAGGCAUUUCAGCCACUUUACACGUCACCCCUGCCAUGCAGCCAACUGACUCCAUGGUGAAGGCACCUACCAGCACCACCUCUUCCACCACCUCCACAGUGGUCAAGGUUACACCAGACUUAAAAGUAACUGAGGCAAGCAGCACGGCCAUCCGACUGAUGCCUGCACUGGCUGUAACAGUGGCUGACCAGAAGGCUAAGGCUAGUGCUCCUCUCUCUUCAACAGACACUAAACCGGCAGCUACCAUCAGACUAAUGCCUGGACUAGGUGUCAUUCCCAAAUCAGGACAGGCCAUUGCUGUGGCAACUUCCAGCAAACUGUUCACUGCUGCUGGUACAAUGACCUCAGCAGCAGUAACUCUGGCAACAGCGGGAUCAAAGGCAAUCACUAAAGUAACACCAACAGCUGGGCUGCCAAUCUCUAUAGGAACAGGCACUGCCACAGUGAGGCAGGUUCCUGUCAGUGCAACCAUGGUGUCUACGACACAGGCGACCAAGCUGCCUGCGACAAUCACUGUGCCUUUAUCAGUACUAAACCAACCACUUAAAGGAAAAGGAGUGAUGGCAGGACCAAUCAUCAAGGGUAAUCUUGGGGCAAAUAUCAGUGGACUUGGCAGAAACAUCAUUCUCACGACCAUGCCAGCAGGGACCAAACUAAUCACUGGGAACAAACCUGUCAGCUUUGUCACUGCACAGCAACUCCAGCAGCUUCAACAACAAGGACAAGCUACACAGGUACGGAUUCAGCACUUACCAGCUCAGCAACUUCACCAAGGAACAGUCAUCAGCUCCACCAAACCUAUUUCUACUGUCGUUGUGACAACCGCACCAUCAGUGAAGCCGUCACAGGACCAGUGAUUAUUGGAACAGCACUGUCAAACCUGUGGACCCAGAGGGUGUUAUUUAUUACCCAGAUCUUCCAUUAUAUAUUCAUUAUUUCAUGAAGUUGUUUCAUUGGCAGCUGUGCCCAAUGCUUGGGGAUCUGCUCCCUCUUUCCCCUUGUAUUGACUGAAAGUGUCAGUGAAGUAUUGAAAUGUUAAAACUAUAUCUUUACAAAUCUGUACAGUAAAUGCAAUAAAAAAGAAAGUCUGUUGUGCA
Molecule: messenger RNA, 4047 nt
Organism: Rhincodon typus (whale shark)
Lineage: Eukaryota; Metazoa; Chordata; Chondrichthyes; Orectolobiformes; Rhincodontidae
Gene: nfrkb
Product: nuclear factor related to kappaB binding protein
Exons: 26
Coding region: 1-3807 (1268 amino acids)
Cellular component (GO): Ino80 complex
Molecular function (GO): protease binding
Source: RefSeq, a predicted model, not a curated record